This is a messenger RNA of Closterium sp. Naga37s-1, 954 nucleotides long. The record is from the annotation of a GenBank genome assembly. Lineage: Eukaryota; Viridiplantae; Streptophyta; Zygnematophyceae; Desmidiales; Closteriaceae.
AUGGACGUGUGGGGCCCAGCCCGCGUCCGUGGACAGGGUCACGAGCGUUACUUCCUGCUGGUCGUUGACGACUACUCGCGUUACACCACAGUCUUCCCCUUGCGCAGCAAGGGUGAGGUCACUGAGGUGUUGAUCGACUGGAUCCGCGGUGCCCGUUGCCAGCUCAGCGAGAGUUUCGGCUCGGACCUUCCUGUUCUGCGUUUGCACUCAGACAGAGGUGGUGAGUUUUCCUCCGACCUUCUGAGGGCCUUCUGUCGUGCGGAGGGCAUCCGCCAAACGUUCACGCUUCCGGCCUCCCCACAGCAAAAUGGGAUUGCUGAGCGCCGCAUUGGCAUGGUCAUGGACGUCGCUCGUACGUCCAUGAUCCAUGCGGCUGCUCCCCAUUUUUUGUGGCCGUUCGCGGUUCAGUACGCUGCGCAUCAGAUCAACCUUCAGCCUCGUGUCUCCUUGCCGGAGACCACACCUACUCUGCGGUGGACGGGGAAGGUUGGCGAUGCGUCAGUGUUCCGUGUCUGGGGAUCUCGAGCUUUUGUCCGUGAUGCUUCAGCGGACAAGCUGUCCUCCCGUGCCGUUCCUUGCGUCUUCCUUGGCUUCCCCCCUGACGCACCCGGGUGGCAGUUCUACCACCCCACAUCGCCUCGUGUUCUGUCCUCUCAGGACGUCACGUUUGACGAGUCGGUGUCUUACUACCGUCUCUUUCCCUACCGCACUGCCUCUCUCCCCCCCCCGCCACUCUUCCUAGCACCAGGUACUCCUCCAGUAGACCCCCUCCCCCCUCAGGGUCCUGCCCCCUCAGGUGUGUCCCAGGUAGACCCUGCUGAGCCGGUCGAGGUAGCUGUCUAUACAGGUGCUGCUAGGGGUGCUGAGCCUGAGCGUGUGGAGCCUGGGGGUCCUGAGCCUGGGGGUGCUGAGCCUGGGGGUGCUGAGUCUGGGAGUGCUGAGUCUGGGGCCUGA